GGUGAAUGUAUACAGACUAAAUGAAGCCGGGUUGUCAGUAGUUAUCUAGAAGCAAUAUAAUUAUUAUGUCAAAAGUAUCACAGAGACCAAGUGUUUUAUCAACAUCAGCUCCUAAAUAUGAGCAUUUGUUAAUUGAAAUAGAAUCAAAUGAUACUAGUAGUGUAGGUUUAGUUAUAAGAGCGAUUUAUGAUGGACACGAACAUCAAAAGUUUAUGGAAAAAUUGGACGAGAGAAUAAAAAGUCAUGAUAAAGAAAUUGAACGAAUGUGUAAUCAUCAUUAUCAAGGAUUUAUUGAUUCUAUUCGAGAACUUUUACAAGUUAGAUCUCUAGCACAGCAAUUAAAUACGGAAAUAUUGGAUUUAGAUAAAAGAAUAAGUGCCUCAACGACACAAGUACUUGAGAAAGGUGAAGAAUUAGUAAAAGCUAGAAAAGUUGAAAGUAAUAUUGCAGCAGCAAUUGACAGUUUGACAACAUGCUUACCAGUACUUGCUGCUUAUGCAAAACUUCAACGUCAAUUAAAAGACAAACGAUAUUAUCCAGCUUUAAAAACACUAGAGCAUCUUGAAACUUUUGAUUUACCUAAAGUUAAAAAUUAUCGUUUUUCAUCGCAGAUUACUGAACAAAUACCUUUAUUACGAGAAAAUAUAAAAGAUGCUUCCAUGUCUGACUUGAGAUUUUUCUUAGAAAAUAUAAGAAAAUAUUCACCUAAAAUAGGUGAAGUAGCAAUGAGACAUAGCGCUGAACAACUUAUAAAUGAGUCUGAAAUAAUUGGUAAAAAAAAGAAAAAAAUUCAACAGAGUUCAACGCCAAUAAAUGAAGGUGAAGAAGAAUUAAGUGCACAAGACUUGAUGGACUUUAGUCCUGUUUAUCGUUGUAUGCAUAUUUAUACGGUAUUACGUGAAGGUGAUACAUUUAAGAGUUAUUAUCAACAGCAGAGGCAUCAGCAAGCACGAUUAGUAUUACAACCACCAAUUAAUAUGCACGAAAGUAUCAUUGGUUAUCAAACUUAUUUACACGGUAUUGUUGGAUUUUUCGUUGUUGAAGAUCAUAUAUUGAAUACAGGAAACGGACUGACAACUCGUUUAUAUUUAGAAGAAUUAUGGGCUAUGGCAUUGUCCAAAAUAGUUAAUGCUUUACGAACUCAUUCAGCUUACUGUACUGAUGCUACACUUAUAUUAAAAAUAAAAAAUCUUAUUAUGUUAUUUAAUACGACACUGAGAAAUUAUGGAUAUCCUGUUGGUCAACUGUGGGAUUUAUUGCAAGAAAUUAGAGUUCACUAUAAUGAAGUAUUAAUGCAACAUUGGGUUCAAUUAUUCCGUGAUAUUUUAGAUGAAGAUAAUUUUUUACCGAUUCAAGUUUCAUCCCAAGAAGAGUAUAAUCAAAUAUUGGAAUCAUUUCCUUAUCACGAUCCAGAAUUAGAAAAAGCAAGAUUUCCUAAAAAAUUUCCUUUUUCUAUGAUGGUACCAAAAGUUUAUCAUCAAGUUAAAGAAUUUAUUUAUGCUUGUUUAAAAUUUUCUGAAGAUUUAAAUUUAACUCAGACUGAAAUUGAUGAAAUGAUUACUAAAUCAACAAAUCUUUUGUUAACACGAACAUUCAGCGGUUGUCUAUCUUCAUUAUUUCGUAAACCAUCUUUAGCACUUCUUCAAGUUGUACAGAUUAUUAUUAAUACAGGAUAUCUUGAGUCUUCCACAAAGUACCUCGAGGAAUUUGUCUCGAAUAUCACAGGUACACCUCAUGAUGGACAGCUUAGCUGCGGUGGAGUUAAAUCAGCCAUGUUUCGAGUUGCCAGAGAUGAUGCUGAAAAACAAAUUUGUGAUAAACUAGAAAGGAAACUUGAUGAAUUUUUAGAAUUGGAAAAUUAUGAUUGGAUUUUAGCAGAACCUCAAGGACAUGCUUCAGGAUUUAUCACAGAUCUAAUAGCAUUUUUACAAAGCACUUUUACGUGCUUUACAAACUUGCCAGCUGAAGUUGCACAAGUUGCAUGCAAAUCAGCAUGUCGUCAUAUCGCUGAAGCUAUUUUAAAUAUUUUAAUCAGUGAUGAUGUUAAACAAAUAUCAAUGGGAGCUCUUCAACAAGUUAACUUGGAUACGAUUCAAUGUGAACAAUUUGCCGCAUCUGAACCAGUUGUAGGAUUACCAGAAGGUAUAUUGCUACAAUAUUUUGCACAAUUACGACAACUAUUGGAUCUAUUUAUGACAUGGGACUGGCCUACAUACUUUCAUGAUUAUGGUCAUGAAUCGAGUAAAUACAAUUUAGUAACACCAAACAUGGCAGUUUUGUUAUUAGAAAAAUUACGUGAGUCAGAUAAAAAAACUGUAUUUUCUGUAUUAAAAAAGAGCGAAAGAGAUAAGAAGAAAUUGAUGGAAACAGUUCUCAAGCAAUUGCGUCAAUUAGCUCAAACAACUUCACAGUAAUAAAUAUAUUAUUUAUAAUUUAAAUUAUUUAUGUUAAGCAACGAAUUUGUAGAUAUUAUAAACUAUAUUCUUUCAUACUA
This is a messenger RNA of Microplitis mediator, 2494 nucleotides long. It is a transcript of the gene Sec15, whose product is annotated as exocyst complex component 6. NCBI's taxonomy places the organism in Eukaryota, Metazoa, Arthropoda, Insecta, Hymenoptera, Braconidae. The coding region runs from base 66 to 2414 and encodes 782 amino acids. Gene Ontology annotation, cellular component: exocyst; membrane. The transcript is spliced from 6 exons. The record is from RefSeq and is a predicted model, not a curated record. Gene Ontology annotation, biological process: exocytosis; Golgi to plasma membrane transport; intracellular protein transport.